UGUGAAGAAAAUCAGUGCCACGUCUGAAGAAGGGCGGGGCGAGCGAGGACGCGACGCGACGCGACGCCCUUCAUCAUCCUUCAUCAUCCUUCAGCGCGUCGGAGAUCAACUUCGCUGACUCUUCCGGGACUCUGAAGAAGUUGUCGAGCGCGCAACGCGUCGCUCCGGGUCCUCCGAGGAGUCAAGGAACGCGAGAACGCGCGGAACGAUGGCCGCGAAGAACCGAAACAAGAGCGGCUCGCAGCCGAGCAGCGGCGACAGAGCACCGGCGAGCGCGCAGCCCGACGACGCGCCGAAGAACCGGAGCCCGAGAGCGGUGCGCGCGGACGGCGGCGCGUCGGGCUCGCUCGUGAAGCUCGUGUCCGCGCUGUCCUACCUGGGCUUCGUGGCCGGGACCGUGAUCGCGUCCGUGAGCUUCUACCAGGAGCUGUCAAACAUCAAACAGACGAGCUCCCGGCACGAGGAGUCCGUCCAGAAGUGCGCGGACGCGGCCGACGCGCUGCAACAGAUCCGGUCCAUGCAGGCGUCUCUGGAGGCUCUGGAGAGCGCGGUACUCGGCGUCAGGACUGAUCUGGAGCGCACUGGCCGAGCCGUGCAGACGGGAGAAGACAACACCCGGCGGCUGGAGGACACGCUCCAGAAGCUCCAGAGCGAUGUCUCCCAGGAGCUGAGGCAGGCUGUCCAGGAGGUGAAGGGGACGCGGGAGCAGGAUGCCUCGUCCCUGGAGGAGCGCCUGUCCCAGCUGAGCCGCUCCACGGCUGAGGCCUCGGUGCAGCAGAGCCGCUUCCAGAGCGAACUACAGGAGCUCAGGGCCCGUGUGGAGAAGCAGGACGCCCCGGCAGACCUCCGGCAAGAGCUGACGGCCCUCGGCGGCACCGUGGAGCGUCUGAGCACCGCCAGCGAGGUGUCCGAGGGGAACACGGCCGUGCUGCGUGAGCACAUCGCAGCAGUCAGCGCCGAGCUGCAGACCAGGAACAAGGAGGUGGCGUCUGUGUCCGAGGACGUGGAGGCUGUGAGGACGCUGCUGCAGAGCGCCGUCGGGAGCCUCCGGGACGAGGUGUCCACGGCCAGAGCCAGUGCUCAGAGCGCCUCCGACCACAUCCAGAGCCUCGCCGACCGGCUGGAGAUGAGCACCACCGCCCUGCAGAGCCUAGAGACCCAGACCCGAGAACAGCUGAGCCAGCUGGACAAACACAGAGAGGACGCCGAGGUCCGGCUGAAGAGUGUGGAGGAGAGCCAGGAGGCCGCUGUGUCCUCGCUCACGGAGCAGACCAACAGACUGAACGCUCUCGAGGCCGAGCAGCAAUCUCUCCGGCGCUCACUGGACGACCACAAGACCAGUGCAGAGAAACAGAGCCGGGCGCUGAGAGACGGUCUGGAGGAGCUGCAGGCCAGAGCUUCUGAGGCCCAGGAGCUAGAGAGAGAACCUGAACGUUUAGAUUAGCGGGGUUCAGGAGGGUGGAGGGCUGUGGGUGGUGGAAAGGUCAAAGCUCUUGAUCAGAGCACUGAACUGCUGUUUCUUCGGGCGACACGUACCUGCACUGUAGUUUGUAGAUGUUGUCCAGGGUUUUUGGUCAUUUCAGACACACUUCUGAACUCAUCACGAUUGUAGUUGUUUUCCAAUAAAAUGUUUAAAACUCUUCCAAA
Messenger RNA from Puntigrus tetrazona (Sumatra barb), 1647 nucleotides. RefSeq names its product cytoskeleton associated protein 4 (gene ckap4). The record is from RefSeq and is a predicted model, not a curated record. The coding region runs from base 209 to 1444 and encodes 411 amino acids. The transcript is spliced from 2 exons. Lineage: Eukaryota; Metazoa; Chordata; Actinopteri; Cypriniformes; Cyprinidae.